This is a messenger RNA of Pteronotus mesoamericanus, 803 nucleotides long. RefSeq names its product SWI5 homologous recombination repair protein (gene SWI5). Gene Ontology annotation, cellular component: Swi5-Sfr1 complex; Swi5-Swi2 complex. NCBI's taxonomy places the organism in Eukaryota, Metazoa, Chordata, Mammalia, Chiroptera, Mormoopidae. The record is from RefSeq and is a predicted model, not a curated record. The transcript has 6 exons. Bases 1 to 495 code for a protein of 164 amino acids. Gene Ontology annotation, biological process: double-strand break repair via homologous recombination.
AUGAAAGUGAGAAACGUUUGCUGUGCGACUGACUGCUCCUGGUCUCCAUCGCAGGAUCCUGGUUAUCUGGUGGACCUGAGAGGCCGCUCUCCUGCCCCCACCCUGGACCCUCCAGCACUGCAUAGCCCCCCGAUACGGGGGCCGCGGACCCCAGGGCUCAGGAGGACUCAACCAGGACUUUCCAAAAGUUGCCGCGGGGCCUUCCGAUCCCCUCGACCAUCUUCCAAGUCUGGCCAGGCUGAUGGGGCCAGUGAGGAUUCUUCGCACCUUGACAUUCAGAAGCUGAAGGAAAAGAGGGACCUGCUGGAGAAGGAGAUCUCCCAGUUAAUAUCUGAAGGCUACAGCGUGGAUGAACUGGAGGACCACAUCUCCCAGCUCCACGAGUAUAAUGACAUCAAAGACGUGGGCCAGAUGCUGCUGGGCAAACUAGCCGUGAUCCGAGGAGUCACCACCAAAGAGUUGUAUCCAGAGUUCGGCCUGGACAUGAGUGACUGAGCAAAGACCCACAGCCCCCUGUCAGCGGCCCGCGGGGGCGGCCGGAUGUGGGCAGAGAAGCUGUGAGAGCCCACCCAGCGUACCGCAGACUUUUGAGCCAGACAGGAGCCCUUCUGUACAGAGCCCGCGCUGAGUCAGGAGGAAGGUGUGUGCCCAGCUCCCAGACUCCCAAGAUGUCCCAGAGGGACACCUGUGUAUGUGUAUAUGCUCCUAUUUGUGAGUAAACAUGUGAACAAUCUUUUUUUUUUAAAUUUUUUAGAUUUUAUUUAUUUUUAGAGAGAAGGAAAGGGAGGGAGAAAGAGAGAGAA